Molecule: messenger RNA, 2550 nt
Organism: Priapulus caudatus
Lineage: Eukaryota; Metazoa; Priapulida; Priapulimorpha; Priapulimorphida; Priapulidae
Product: thrombospondin-type laminin G domain and EAR repeat-containing protein-like
Exons: 8
Coding region: 76-1266 (396 amino acids)
Biological process (GO): signal transduction
Source: RefSeq, a predicted model, not a curated record
AGUCAAACCAAGGAGACGUUCCAGUUUUCGCCGCAGCCUCACUCCGUCUGCACGAAGACGGAUAACGGCAAGGUGAUGGUCGACACUAGCGAACACUACAUUAAGGUGUGCGACGCCGGCGAGUGGAAGCCAUUCGUCUUCAGACAAGACAGAGUCGAAGAGAUGGACUACAUUGACGUAUACCAGGAGAUCAGAACUCCCUCCCCCUGCUCAGAUGCCGAGGUGUUCACGCUUCCCGACCAGGGUACCUUCCUCAUGCUAGCUUGCGAGAGCUCGAAGGACGAUGCCGAGCAGGCGUCUCCUCUCUACAAAUGGGAGAAAGGAGAGUUCGUCUACUACCAGAACAUCACCACGUUCGGCGCACAAAGCUGGAAGUUCUUCUCCAUAGACGAGGAGCUGUAUCUGGCAGUGGCCAACAGAGGGCAGAAGAGUCAAGUAAAAAGCAUCUGUACGAUUUACCGAUGGAGCGCCAAUCAUAAGCUGUUUUUCCAACAGCAAGAUAUCGUCACCUACACCUCGCGUGACAUCGAAUACUACGAGGACAAUGGCGAACAUUACCUGGCUGUUGCUAAUUACGCCAAAGACGGUCACACACAGAUGGCGUCUGUCAUCUACAGAUUUGAGAAGAGGAAGAGCCUCUUCUAUCCAUUCAAGACAGUUAUAUCAAUGGGCGCCAUGGACUGGACGCACUUCAGCAUCGACGGCACCGGCUACCUGGCUCUGGCCAACUCGUUUGACGGUAUGACCACGCAGGUGUACUCGGCCAUUUACAAGCUGGAGAACGGCCGACCGAUCGAGAUGCAGAGAAUUGAGACGAUAGGUGCCGUGGACUGGGAGUUCUUCACUGUGAAAGACGACGUCUAUCUGGCCGUGGCUAACUCCUACAAUUAUGGCCCGCAAAACAAGCAGAACAUGGCGCCCUACUUCCUUAAUUCGUCCAUCUACAAGUUCAACAAGGAACAGGGCAUGUUCGAGAAAUACCAAGAUAUCUUGACGCGAAGCGCUACUGACUGGGAGUCAUUCAAGGUAGGCGACAGCACAUAUUUGAUCGUGUCCAACGCGCAGAAGGACGAGGAGACGCCCCGCUAUCCUGGCCACAGCAGCGUCUACCGUUGGCAGGGUGCAGAGAAGUUUGUUCGGGUACAUUCGUUAGAGACGACAGCGAGUACCGACUGGGAGGCAUUUUCAACUGGUGGCGGCACCUAUCUUGUAUAUACGAGUGCAAAGUUGUCAACGGCCUACAUUUUGAAAGUCAUGCUCAAGUAGGGGGGACGGGAUAACGCUGUACUUUAGGGGGGGGGGUAAAUAUUGUAGAGGCCGAUAACGUGUAGAUUAAAUAUUUAAAAAAUGCUGUAAAGAGAAUUCAUGAUCGGUGGCUCAAGAUCUUGACCUUAAAAACGUGCACUCCUCACCAUAACCUCUACGAAUGGAACAAACCCAAAAUGGUUCCAGGAGAAUCCAGGGCGCCACGAAGUGUGCAAGAAAGAAGCAACGCGCCAAUCGCUACUAGCACACGUUGUGAUGAGACCAUUUAAAUUAAAUUAGAAAUAGUUCUGCUCCGUUAGAAUUUGUUCCGUAGGCACGGUCAGCUUUGUUUCUGCAAAUUUACAAGGUUCAGCAAAGAUUCAUGGUGGUUAACUAUUAUUAAUCAACCACCCACAUACGGUGAGACUGUUACGAGACAACGUCCACGUAAUGUGAUGUCCACAUUACGUAUUUAACAGUUUUAUCCGCUACUGUGACCGUGUAUUAUUUAAAAAAAAAGCUUAAGCAGAUAUAUGUUGUAUAGCAGCUUUAAAAUAUUCCAAUGAAAAUGCUGUUAAACGGCCAGUUUGAAUUCUGAUAUGCGUGAAUGUUUAACGUAGCCGCUCGCCCGCACAGCGAUGAACGAAGGCCAUUUAAUACUGCGAAUAGUAGUCUGCAUUUUUAUGGGAAAUUGCGGAAGUUCAGCAGUGUAAAGAAUAUACAUCUAUAACAUGAAUAGAGAAUACGCGCGUAGCCAGCGCCAAUGAGUGUGUACCGGCCCCAUGGCUAAGCAGUUUGGAAUAGAGAGGACACGAGUGUAAAAUUGCUUGCCGUCUAGUGCACCCCGAUUGGUGCAGAUACUGUAAAUUAUUAUCGACGCAGUGCAGCUUAUGAUAUUAUGAUAGCUUAUUAAACAAUGUUUUAUAUUAGAGUUAUUGUCAUAGCUAAAUAUAAUGGCAUGUUUCUGAUAGGUGCGACGCUCGACCAAUUAAGCUGUUGAAACUAACUGCUAAAUGUCUCAGACAAAAUGUCAAUAGAACGUUUAACAAACUUUAAAUCAUUCGCGUACUAGUUUCUAACACUGUUGCCGAUAACGGUGCAAGCCCAUUAACAUAGAACCAACAUCACCUAUGAUGUAUAGUCAUAUAGACGUCUACAAUCCACACAUUUGGAUGCGAUUUAAUGUAUAUUCGGGUUAAAAUGAAUACACUAAAUGCUAACGUCUCUUGGCUCUACAAAGAGCAACUGUACUAUCAGGAAAAAACGAAAAAACAUCUUCGUAUUUAAGACAAAUCGUUUGACGCA